Molecule: messenger RNA, 599 nt
Organism: Hibiscus syriacus
Lineage: Eukaryota; Viridiplantae; Streptophyta; Magnoliopsida; Malvales; Malvaceae
Product: mediator of RNA polymerase II transcription subunit 28-like
Exons: 3
Coding region: 99-599 (166 amino acids)
Biological process (GO): regulation of DNA-templated transcription
Cellular component (GO): mediator complex
Source: RefSeq, a predicted model, not a curated record
AGCCCUCUGUCACAGUACUAUGCACAAGGAAGGGGAAAACAUUAAGCCCUAGAGCUUGUUCGAGUGAAAUUAAUCCCCCUUUUUUAAGGUGAAGAACAAUGAGUGAAAGGCAAGAUAUUCAGUUGGAUCCGCAGAUUCAAUCGCCUCAGGGCUCAUCAAGAGAUGACACGAUCUCAUGGGUGGUGGCGUUGGAGACGGCUUUGCUGCCAUGCUUGCCCGCCAGAGAGCUUCAAGCUAUCGACCGUUCUCCCCACCCUUCUCAUCAGAUUGAUGUGGAAAGACAUGCUAGAGAUUUCAUGGAGGCUGCCGAGGAGCUUCAGUUAUACUUACUUGGCCUGCAACGUGAGGAUCAGCCAACUAAGGCUCAAAUGCUCACACAAGAGAUUAUAACAAUGGAAGAAGAGCUGAGAACUAAGACGGAGAUCAUCAAGAAUCAAGAGAGACUGAUCCAGGGAUGGAGUAAGGAUUUGAGUGACCAACUGGACAAACACAAUACUGAACUGGAGAGUAUAAUUUGCUUGAGAUUGAACCGACCAUGGAUCCAGCUAUACCGGCAUUAUAUCUGCUACCUGUGUAACUCAAGUAUACAGUUAAUAUAG